Messenger RNA from Rattus rattus (black rat), 1594 nucleotides. Its product is annotated as ATP-dependent RNA helicase DHX29-like. The record is from RefSeq and is a predicted model, not a curated record. Gene Ontology annotation, cellular component: intracellular anatomical structure. NCBI's taxonomy places the organism in Eukaryota, Metazoa, Chordata, Mammalia, Rodentia, Muridae. Gene Ontology annotation, molecular function: RNA binding.
AUGGAGAUAUGCGAGCAUGGAUUAAAGAUUGUCUUGGCAACAAACAUCGCAGAGACGGGGAUCACGAUUCCUGAUGUCGUGUUUGUCAUCGACACUGGAAGAACAAAAGAAAAUAAGUACCAUGAAAGCAGCCAGAUGAGUUCCUUGGUGGAGACCUUUGUCAGUAAAGCUAGUGCCCUGCAGCGCCAGGGGAGAGCCGGGAGGGUCCGGGACGGCUUCUGCUUCCGGCUGUACACGAGAGAAAGAUUUGAAGGUUUUCUGGAGUAUUCUGUACCUGAAAUCCUGCGUGUGCCUCUGGAGGAGCUAUGUCUUCACGUUAUGAAAUGUGAUCUAGGCUCUCCUGAAGACUUUCUCUCCAAAGCCUUAGACCCUCCUCAGCCUCAAGUAAUCAGCAAUGCAAUGAAUUUACUCCGGAAAAUUGGAGCCUGUGAACCCAGUGAGCCCAAACUGACUCCGCUGGGCCAGCACCUUGCCGCUUUGCCUGUCAAUGUCAAAAUCGGCAAGAUGCUCAUUUUCGGAGCCAUAUUUGGCUGUCUUGAACCAGUGGCAACCCUGGCGGCUGUGAUGACGGAGAAAUCUCCUUUCAUCACACCAAUUGGUCGAAAGGAUGAAGCAGACCUUGCAAAGUCAUCUUUGGCUGUGGCCGAUUCGGAUCACCUCACGAUCUACAACGCAUAUCUCGGGUGGAAGAAAGCGCAGCAAGAAGGAGGCUUCCGCUCUGAGAUCUCCUAUUGCCAGAGGAACUUCCUCAACAGAACAUCGCUGCUGACACUAGAGGAUGUGAAGCAGGAAUUAGUGAAGUUGGUGAGAGCAGCAGGAUUUUCAUCUUCUACCAGCUGGGAAGGAAGGACAGGCCCACAGGCGCUCUCUUUUCAAGACACGCCCUUCUUAAAAGCUGUGCUGGCUGCGGACUGUACACAGCGUGGGGAAGAUCACAUGUGUACAAAGUCAGUGGGGACGGAAAAGCUGGCAUGCAUGGUGGAGACUGCCCAAGGCAAGGCACAAGUGCAUCCGUCCUCUGUAAACCGCGAUCUACAAACUUACGGGUGGCUCUUGUACCAGGAGAAGGUGAGGUAUGCCAGAGUCUAUUUGAGAGAAACGACCCUCAUAACGCCUUUCCCAGUUCUGCUCUUUGGAGGGAACAUAGAAGUCCAGCACCGAGAGCGGCUUCUGUCUGUGGAUGGCUGGAUCUAUUUUCAGGCCCCGGUAAAGAUAGCUGUUAUUUUUAAGCAGCUAAGAGUUCUCAUUGAUUCUGUUUUAAGAAAAAAACUUGAAAAUCCAAAGAUGUCCCUUGAAAAUGACAAGAUUCUACAGAUCAUUACAGAAUUGAUAAAAACAGAGAAUAACUGAUGCUGGAAUCCAUGAUUACCUGCUUCUAAAGUUAAGAUAAAGAUACAGUCCUGAAAUUAUGUGAAGGUCGGCUAUCCCAUUACAUAUUUCAUUACCUGAAAUGUUGGUACUAGCCAUUAGCCUGAAGGCGGGGGUGGGGAAAACAUUCUAUCAACCUGGACUUUUCUAAUCCUUUGUAAUGAUGAUGAUGCUCAAUGUAUUUGCCAUGACAUUUACAAUAAAUUCUUUGGUAUCAAAAAAAAAA